Molecule: messenger RNA, 2402 nt
Organism: Limulus polyphemus (Atlantic horseshoe crab)
Lineage: Eukaryota; Metazoa; Arthropoda; Merostomata; Xiphosura; Limulidae
Product: tectonic-2-like
Exons: 3
Coding region: 41-469 (142 amino acids)
Biological process (GO): cilium assembly
Source: RefSeq, a predicted model, not a curated record
CUCUAGGGAUAAUUCAUCAGAAACCAAUAAUAACGAAUCCAUGUUAGCCUCAAUCACGAACCAUUCGUUAUGGUGUUCACAAGUAAGUCAUCAUGUUCAGUUAGAUGUACUUUACUCGGAAACUAUUGGAACUACAGGUAUCAAGGUUUACAGGAUUGUGGGAGCUAGAAUCAGCUAUGAAAAGGAGACAUGGAAGCCAUCAUUGUUCUCCACCGGAAUUCACCGGUUCAUAAUGACCAGCGGAGUUACUUUUGUCAAGAUAAGUGACCAGUCUCAGAAAGGUAUAAAAAGAUUUUGGGUCAGGAAAAGUCCAUCUUUUUGUAACAGAGAGAUAUGCUGGGAAGAAAUGAUGUUUCCUCUGACAGAAGCGUAUAGCGGAGAUCCUGAAACAUACGCCUGGGGCUGGACUUUAGCUGUGCUCCUUUUCAUUAUUCCUCUCGUAUGGUUUACUUGUAAGAACGGGUUGUGACGUCAUCACUUUGAAAUGUUAUGUGACGUAACAGUAAAUGAGUCACGUGUAUUUACCAUCAUCGUGAAUAUGUUAUCAAACCUUUAAUUUUUUUUCAUUUAUGAUUCAUUAAAGGUCAAAUCCAUUUUAUUUCUUGUUAAAGAGACUAGUUUUGUAUAUUUUUAACGACAAAUAUGUGUUACUAAUGAUGCAAAUAUUUCAACAUUCAGAGACACCACAAAUUAUGUAAACUUUUACUGAAGAAAUAUGGAUGUUUUUACAUACAGAAAACAAACAAUUACUUCAUCUUUCGAUGUCGUUAAAACGAGGAAAAUAUUUUGUCUUCAUGUGAAAUGAUGAUGACGUAUUUAUAGGAUAAAACAACCUGGUAUUGAGAAUAAAGGACGACUAAGUAGUGCAAACAAAAACAUGGAACAUGUUAAAACUGUACGCGGUUGAUGCACUAGAAAACCCAUGCCACAUUAAACAGAGUUUGAAAUACCUGUUGACUCGGUUGGAAAACUGUUGGAAACACCCGCUAGGAGGUAAAAAGACUUGGAAACAAUCGUUGAUUCUCAAGAGGAAGUGUUAUAAACGGCAACUGGUGCUCUAGAAGUAGUGUUAAGAACAGCAACUGAUACACUAGAAGUAGGGUUAAGAACAGUAACUGAUACACUGGAAGUAGGGUUAAGAACAGUAACUGAUACACUGGAAGUAGGGUUAAGAACAGUAACUGAUACACUGGAAGUAGUGUUAAGAACAGUAACUGAUACACUGGAAGUAGUGUUAAGAACAAUAAUUGGUUCUCUAGAAGCUAUGUUAAGAAUAGAACAAGUAACAUGUUUAAGAAUAAUUGCAGAAAUUAACUUAAACACUCGAAAAUCCUAAACCCACUUUACAGUUGUAUAAUAAAUCAUGUUUGUUCGUUGCUAUAGAACAAUUAUUUAUACCAGGUUUAUAAGGUGUCUGAGAGUAAGUUAUAUAUUCAUCAUUUUAGACUUUUGAAACACUGUUUCUUUAAGAAGAUAUUCAGUUCGUAUUUCAUGUCUCGUGCCCGCAGAGGUUGAGUACGUUAUAUGAAAAUGAUUUUGGAGCUUUACCACGUUGUUACUGUCCAUGUCGCCAAGUCAGUUCAUGAUCUAUCUGACGUCUAUGCAUCGCGGCAAUAGCCUUUUAAUGUAGUUUCCAUUGCAAAAGACUGUCAUGCUCAAAGAACACCCCCUUCUUCACGAAUCUCUCUAUUAUCCAUCUUAAGCACAAGGAUGAUGAUUUUUUUCCAGCAUCUGUUUCAGCAGUUCGAUCACACGUAAAUUCAUAAGCACUACCUUCGGUGACUUGACUGGUACGUUUUCAUAUGAAAUAGCAUGAAUACCCAUUUAAUUUUCCACUUUCUUGAAGUGUGUGUGAUGAUGGAACUGAUAUGUGUUGCCUGGAACACAUGGACGGCUUUACAGUUGAUCGUUGUACUCGUUGAUUCUUGCAUGUUAUAAAAUGCUGUACUUUGCUUGUUGCAGGUCUCUUCUUGGUGAGCUUGGUGCCUCAUGUUGAUCCAUAUUCUAAUUUUCCGAUCUAAAAGCACCAUUAUGAUCUGAGUGUAUGAAUAUUUUGCGUCAGAAAGGGUUGUUACAUAUCUUUCUCAAGAACGAUAAAUUGUCGGUGGCAUUACAUUACCUACGAAACGACAAAUAAUGUCAAAAUGUAGUUCUGAUACAUUCUGUUCCACUGCACGUGACUUGCUGAUAUACGUAUUCGAAAUCGUUUUAAAAUAUAACGUACUCAACCCACUGUAUAUUAUUGUCCCAUUUUAUCUUUGCCAAAGAAAAUAAUCAACAAGUUAGAUCUAUUCAGUUUCAAUUUUUAUCAUGCGUGUUGUUUUUCUUCAACAAAUAUAAACUUCAUGUGUAUAAAUGAAUAAACAUUUGAGGAAAUGAAACAUAGACUGUAGUUGAUUGAA